This is a messenger RNA of Cololabis saira (Pacific saury), 1058 nucleotides long. RefSeq lists its product as uncharacterized. The record is from RefSeq and is a predicted model, not a curated record. The coding region runs from base 24 to 1058 and encodes 344 amino acids. Gene Ontology annotation, biological process: cell surface receptor signaling pathway. NCBI's taxonomy places the organism in Eukaryota, Metazoa, Chordata, Actinopteri, Beloniformes, Belonidae. Gene Ontology annotation, molecular function: transmembrane signaling receptor activity. The transcript is spliced from 7 exons.
GAAUUAGUGGUGACUGAGAUCUGAUGAAGAAGAUGGGACACACUUUGUUCUCUGAGUUAUUCUUGCUGUGUUCUCUCCUCUACACCGGACGAGCUCAAGAUCAACCAAAGACCCAACUGAGAGCCGACGUCAGACUCAUCCCAGUUGGAGGCAGAGUGACUCUGAGCUGCUCAGUGAACCCGUCAUCAUCUGGUUGGAGAUACGACUGGUACAGAGACGAGGAAUCCUCUGAACCCCCGACCUCACCAGAUGCUGUUUUCCAGCCAGAUGGACAAAUCAGUGUCUCACAGGAAGGAAUCUACUGGUGCAGAGGAGGAAGAGGAGAACCAGUUUACUACACAACCUUCAGUGAUGCAGUCAACAUUUAUACAGCUCCAAACAGAGCAGCUGUGACUCUGCACCCCAACUGGCCUCAGAUAUACAGAGGAGAGAAGAUCACACUCCGAUGUGAAAUCCACGGGGGAGACACUGAGUGGGAGUAUGAAUGGACAACCAGCAGCUCAAACAAACCACCAAAUCUAAAUGAAUUCACUCUUGAUCCAGUUUAUUUAUCAAACACUGGACCCUACAAGUGUAAAGGCAGAAUGAAAAGUAAACAUCUUUCAACAGAUUGGAGUGAUUCCUUCAGUUUGACAAUUUUAGAAACAUCCAAACCUGUCCUCACUGUGUCUCCAUCAUGGCUGAGUCCUGGAGUCUCAGUGACUCUGAGCUGUGAGGUCAAACAUCCGUCUGCAGGAUGGAGCUUCUACUGGUAUAAAGCUCUUCCUCAACUACCAAAUCUGUCCUACAUCUAUGAGCUGCUACCUGGUAGCACCAGCGGGACUGCACAGGACUCCUACAUCAUUGAUGGACAGACACACACAGCAGGAUAUGCAUGUAGAGCUGGACGAGGAGACCCAGUGAUCUACACUCAUUACAGUCAGACUAAGAUGGUCUGGUCUGCAGAUCCUCAUCCUUCAGCGUCUCUCACAGUAAGUCCUGACAGAGUUCAACACUUCAGUUCUGACUCUUUCUCACUGACCUGUGAGGGAAACUGUACUGAGUGGAGAUGGCAGUAA